This is a messenger RNA of Talaromyces atroroseus, 1164 nucleotides long. RefSeq lists its product as hypothetical. The transcript has 6 exons. Lineage: Eukaryota; Fungi; Ascomycota; Eurotiomycetes; Eurotiales; Trichocomaceae. The record is from RefSeq and is a predicted model, not a curated record. Bases 1 to 1164 code for a protein of 387 amino acids.
AUGGGUCGUACGGUUGACCAGGAAGUGCAUGCUGCGUUUGUCGAGUUCCGCGCUAAGGAGGACGAUAAGGCACGUGACCUGUAUCCUUGCCUGUCGGUCCAAUGCAUCUACUGCCAGCAGAUUCGCGCAAAGAAUACUUCGCGCCAGAAGCAACACCUGCUGGAAUGUCCCGGUCUCAGAGGCCAUCCUCCUGCGCCCCAGCCUCAGGCAACUGCAACUGGCCCUAACGGCAUUGGCGCCGCGAAUGCCUACGCUGCCACUCCCACUGGGCCCUCCGCCGCGGCGCCAGGACCCGUUUCCAGCGCCGCGCAACUAGGCACCCCCAAUGGAGCUAUGCUGUCGAAUGGAGUCAAUCCGCAUGCCACUCCAAUCCAGACGCCCUUGCAGAAUCUCCAGAAUCGCCCCUCGUUGCCCGCGCCAGGCUCGUCGCAAGCCGGCGGUCCAUCGUCGACACCGCUCUCUCACCAACAACGCAGCCACUCCACCCCGAAGCCUAAGCAGAACCGCCAGAGCACAUCGAAUCUUCCCGCGCCACCGCUUGACGACGUCCAUGCUGCGUUUGUGGAGUUCCGCGCAAAGGAGGAAGACAAAUGCCUGUCCGUGCAAUGUAUUUAUUGCCAACAGGAUUCCAUUCCCGCCAACAACCUGCUGCAUACUUUCCCCGAGGGCGAUAUUGCUCGCUCUCUGCAGAUCCCCGUCCCGAGCGUCGAACUCGAUUUCCGCAUGAGCAUUAAAUUGAACCCCAAAGUCAGCAUUGGCAGCACUGUCUGGGGUGGGCGUGAUUGGGUGACGUUUGUUGGGGGCCAAUGGGCUGGUCGAUGGGGCAAGGGUAUCAUUCUGCCCGGCGGCCAAGAUUCCCAAGUCACAGUCAAAGAAAUGGCCACAUCUUUAAGCGCAAACUACGUUCUCCAAACAGCCGAUGAGCCGGCGGCCUACAUUAUCGUCAAGGCCAAUGGCUGGUUAACCGGGGCCAAAGAUGUGCUAGAGAAACUUAGCGACCCUAGUCAUGCCGACACCAUCAACCCGAAUACGUACAAGUACCGCCUUAAUCUGUCCAUGGAGAGUGGCGAUGAGCGUUACGCAUUUGUCAAUACUGUUAUGUGGGUGGGCUCUGGUUGUCGUCGUGGUCAUGAAGUAAUCCUCGACGCAUUCCGCCUCAACUAA